ACUUCUCUUCAGACCCUCUCACCUUAAACUCCCAUUCCUCAUUUUCCUUGCUGGAGAAGAAGAUUUUGGGAUCACCACCACAUAAAGCAUAGCUUCUUCUCCUCCUCCUCUACCUCCUACUUUCCCCUCCCUCCCUCCCUAUACUCACUAGUCCUGAGUUCGAAUGGCUCAAGUAACAUCAUUAUUAUUAGUGCCAUUAGUAACACUUAUCUUAUCAGUAUCAGGAGUAAUUUCGACCACCUUCACAAUUAUAAACAGUUGCGGCCACACCGUAUGGCCAGGCAUUCUCUCCAACGCCGGUGUACCUCCGCUCUCCCCGACAGGCUUCGCUCUCCAAAAGGGCGAGUCCAAGAUCAUAACAGCGCCGACUUCCUGGGGAGGCCGCCUCUGGGGCCGCACUCUCUGCUCCUUAGACUCCACUGGCAAUUUCUCCUGCGUCACAGGUGAUUGCGGCUCCGGGAAAAUGGAAUGCUCCGGCUUUGGCAAGCCACCCGCCACCUUGGCCGAGUUCACGCUAGACGGCGGCAACGGUCUCGAUUUCUUCGAUGUCAGCUUGGUCGAUGGGUACAACCUCCCUCUGCUGGUCGUGCCCCAGGGUGGCACCGGUCAGAACUGUACGACCAUCGGCUGCGUGACCGACCUGAACGACUCGUGCCCCUCGGAGCUGAAGGUCACGAGCUCCGGCUCCGACGGCACUAGCGUGGCUUGUAAGAGCGCGUGCGAGGCCUUCGGCCAGCCUCAGUACUGUUGCAGCGGCGCUUAUGCCACUCCUGAUGUCUGCAAGCCGUCAACUUACUCUCAGAUAUUCAAGAGAGCGUGCCCGCAAGCUUACAGCUACGCGUACGACGAUAAGACAAGCACUUUCACAUGCGCCUCCGCUGAUUAUACGAUUACCUUCUGCCCCACCCCUAACACCAGCAAAAAGGCUUCGCAGGGGCAAACCACGGCGUCGAACCCAAGGACGGCAACCACAGAGACACCGUCCGUCAACAGUGCGAUGAUCUACGAGGGCGCAUUGGGCGAAAGCAAUGCAUCACCGCACACGCGUGGCCAGGUUUCACGGUCCCACGCCAUCGCGGCUGCGCUCAGCAUCGCAUUGGCAAUAUGGCGGUCGUGGCACUGUCGUGUUCUCUUCUAACUUCCUUCGCUUAGUUUUCUCAAGGCAAGGACCAUGCAUGUGACCCGGAAGGGACCCGCAGGUUUGGCCGGAAUGACGAGGAUACGAGUCAGAAUGAAGCAGCUCUCUCACCUGUCACAAUAUAUUGAAAGGGUUGCUCACUACCCAGAAGUUAGAGACAUGAUGCAUUGAAUGUCAACGAGAGCGAAAGGAAACUAAAAAUAUAGGCAGGGGAUGCGAUUUGUUUUUGUUUUUGUUUUUUUUUAAAUCUUUUGUGGUGGUGUGCAGAAGUGCACGUAAUAGACCUGUUAGGCCAAGAAAAUUCUUUCCAAACAUUAUUAUUAUUGAGUUCCAUCUCUUUAUAAUGUCGGAUGAGAGAUUCAUUUGUUUAG
Molecule: messenger RNA, 1509 nt
Organism: Juglans regia (Persian walnut)
Lineage: Eukaryota; Viridiplantae; Streptophyta; Magnoliopsida; Fagales; Juglandaceae
Product: thaumatin-like protein 1b
Exons: 3
Coding region: 164-1138 (324 amino acids)
Biological process (GO): defense response
Cellular component (GO): extracellular region
Source: RefSeq, a predicted model, not a curated record